GGGUGGAGCAGGCCCCGGAUGCACUUCCCUCGCAGGGUUGUCGGCGCAGCCGCAGUGCUCCGGUGGGUGCCCUUAACCUUGCGCGGUUUGCGGCGCGGCCCGAGGAUCCGGCGCACGGUGUGCGCGCGAGAGAGAAAAAGAGGAGCAGCAGAAGGCGACGCUCGCGGGGGAGCUGCGCCCGCCCGCCUCCCGCGUGGAAGCAUGUCUCUGGUGGCGGAAGCUUUCGUUACGCAGAUAGCAGGUGAGGAGGGGAAGAAGCGGCCGUAGCGGGGGCCGGAGUGGGGCAGCAGGGGCCGUGGAGCAGCGCCCGGGCAAAAUUGAUUUUGAGCGAGGAUAGAGGUGCGUUGCGCGCGUCCUUCCAAAAAGGCGCCUUGACCUGGUGGGAGCGGCUGGGCUGUGAAAGGCAAAGUGGAUCCUCUGUUUUUCUCGGGGUCUUGCUUCCUCCCACCUGGUCGGGCUACUUUGAGGGAUAUUGCUUGAAAGCCUGCCUGCCUCUCUAAAAAACCCAAACUGCAGGGACUCCAUAGCAGAUCUUAUAGGCCUUAAGAACUGUUUUGAGUUCUCAUCGUUUGGUUGCCAUAGUAUCAGCAGGAGCCUCUGCUUUGGCUACUUUGUGGAUGUUCCCUGGAGUGAAGUCAUAUCUGGAGUCCCAAUUUGUGGCUAGGGUCUCCUGUGACAGUGCUGGAUUUACAUACAGUAUAAGCAAAACAAGCUAUAGCUUAGGGCCCCACUCUCUUGGGGGCCCAAAUUUUUUUUAAGGAAAAACAACAACAACUGGAUGUACAUUUCCAAAGUAUAAUUAAAAACAAAAUAAAACCUACAUACAGCAACAGUGUUGUGUAGGCUCCUGUGAUGUAAGUAAUGGGCCCCAUCCGCUAGCCUGCUUCCUAAAAUAUCACUGGUUUGCUCAUUUCUAUAUACAGGGUGCCUACAUUCUGCAUGGACUGGUUGCAUUGGCAACAUGUGCAAAUGACUUUAGAUACCUGUUAGGUCCAUAAAUUACCAUAUAGCAUAUAUUCAACACAGAAAACAGUGACAAUUUGUUGUUGACGAAGGACAGCUGGACAUAUAAAGGGCCCCAUUACCUUCAGUAGCUUAGGGCCUCAUCGAACCUAAAUCCGGCCCUGCCUGUGGCUUCUGGGACUAGGAGUGCUAAGGCCCCGUUUAGGCUGAUUUGCCAGGUGUGGGAUAGCCUGGCCACAGUGACCUCACGUCUGGACUACAUAGUGUGCUGUAUGUGGGACUGCCCUUGAGGACAAUCUGGAGGCUGCGGCUAGUGUGGAAUGUGACUGCUAGGCUGGUGAGCUCUGGCACCCCAGUAGGGCCAUGUGUUACCAGUCCUGAAAGCCCUGCACUUUUUGCCAGUGAGCUAAUGGGCCCAAUUCAGUACUGGAAUACAAAGCCCUAAAUGACUUAGGGCCCAAGUACAGUGGUGCCUCGCAAGACGAAAUUAAUUCGUUCCGCGAGUUUUGUCGUCUUGCGAUUUUUUUCGUCUUGCGAAGCACGGUGUCAGGAAAGUUUUGGAAAAGCUUCAAAAAUCACCAAAGUCUUUAAAAACCUCAAAAAAGGCUACCACACCGCGUUCUAUGAGUUGCUCCUUGAAGUCAAGUCGCAACUGUAUUAACGGUGUUAAGGAAACAAACUUGCAAGACGUUUCCGUCUUGCGAAGCAAGCCCAUAGGGAAAAUCGUCUUGCGAAGCAGCUCAAAAAACAAAAAACCCUUUCGUCUUGUGAGGUACCACUGUACCUAAAAUAAUGCCUUUCCCAUCUUGAACUAUGAUCGGCAGGUGAGAUCUUGCUAGUGCUGUUGUCACUUUUAUCAGCCUGUGACAGGGCCUUUUCAGGGGUAGCUUCCUGUUUGUGGAAUGCCCUCCCUGGUAAGGUACAUCUGCCUCCUUUGUUUCCGGCUUUCAGAAGGAAUCUAAAAAACAUUUCUUGUUUACCCACAUGUUUGAUGGCUGAAAGGCACUGUUCUUGGCAACCUUGAAAUCACUGGUUGAUAAAGUGUUUUUAAAAUGCUUUUAAUAAUGUUUUUGGUCUUGGUGUGUUUUCUGCCCUGGGCUUCUUUGGGAGGAAGAGUGGAAUAUAUUGCAAGAUGAAUGAAUGAAUGAAUGAAUGAAUCCAAAAAGCUGGAACAAAUGGCCUGCCUAAAACUUUUUUAUUGCACUAGGCCUACACAGGCAAUUAAGAAAGCAUAUUACCACAAUGGUUAACUGAUGCCUGUUUUUAACUUUUUUAUAUGCUCUUCAUUGUAUGUUUUAAUUAUUUUUUCCUGUAAAUCUAACAAAGGGAAAUUUUACCAGGCCAAAUCUGUCCUCCAAGCUAACUAGCAAAUACUGCUCCAGCAGCUGAGGAGUUAGGGUUUAUGUCCUGAUCUUCUGUAAUAUGUACCCAGAGCAACUAUAAAAAAAGAAUAUUCAAGAAUAAAAAAUUUUAUAUGUGAAUUUAUGUACAUAGCUAGAUAUUAUUGUUUUGAUAAUGUUACGCUUAAAUCCAGUUUCUUUAUUUUUUAUUUUUUGGUAAAAGAACCUAGCCAGAAAUUACACCAAGGAUAUGUUAUCCAAAUCUCAGUUAAUCAUCAAGUAUGUCGUGUUCUUGAAUCUGGAUAUAAUUCACCCUUUCCCCCCCCAUUUGAACUGUCUAAAUCUUUCACCAAGUGUUUGUCAGUAGAGACAUCAUAGUUGACUACAGCAUGUUGCUUGUUCACACUAUGUGACUGCUGCAUCAGCUCACAGCCACCUUUGCCAUCAGAAAUAAUUUCUUGCGGCAGCCUAUGACAGGUGUCUCUACCUCUUACCCAAAACCAGGAUGUUAAUCUCAUUUUCUGCUUAGUUGAUAAAUCCUCGCAAGGCUCCGUCAUUCAUAUUCUGCACAGUGAGGAUGUGAAGAGGAGCAAGUCCCAUUGAGUUCAGUGGGACUUUACUCCCAGGUGUAAGAUUGCAGUUUGCUGUUUGGAAAAUAAGGCUUCUUUACUCCUCUGAAUUUGUGAAGAACAUUAUUUUGGGGUGUGUUGAUAUACUUCCAUAGGAUUACAGUUUUUAAUGAGGUAUCCACACACAACUAGUUCACACAUAACAUGUGUACAUGAUUUGUUACCAUGUGAAUAUCUGGCAAAAUAUAUGAGACAUCUCCUUUGAAAAGUGCUGAAGGAGCAUCUCCACCCCCAUCGUUCAGCCUGGAUACUGAGAUGCAGCUGCAAGACAUGAAGCUACAAGGAACCAGGCCGAGGGCCUUCUCGGUAGUGGCACCUGCCCUGUGGAAUGCCCUCCCAUCAGAUGUCAAGGAAAUAAACAUCUGACUUUUAGAAGACAUCUGAAGGCAGCCCUGUUUAGGGAAGUUUUUUAUGUUUUAUGUUUUAUCAUGUUUUUAAUAUUCUGUUGGGGAAACCUAGCCAAAUGGGUGGGGUAUAAAUAAUAAUAAUAAUAAUAAUAAUAAUAAUAAUGGAUUAUCACAACUUUCUUUUUAACCUAGGAUUGCUAAUUCACAGUUUGUAAGUGUGAGCCAGUUUACUAGUUGUUAACAGGGCUGGCCAACUCAUGAGGCAAGGAGAGGGGACUGCCUCAGGCAGCAGGAACUACAAGAGCAGCAGAUCCCAAUGUAUAUUUUUAUUCCGCCCUUGUUCCUGAUCUAGAUUGUCACUCACCCCUUCUUUCCUGGUGGGGCUGGUUGUGCCAUUUUGUGGUUUGCCUCAGGUGCAAAAAUGUCUUGGGCUGGCUCUGGUUGUUAAUACAUUCAUAAUCAGCCAAUAGUUCCCUGGAUUAAUAAGACUCAUUAAAUACUAGCAACCAUGUACCUGGCUUUGCUCAAUAAUUUUAAGAAUCCAAAAGUUCAGGGCAGUUUUGAAGGUUCAGUCCACCAUCUUAAUUCAAAAUGGCAUCCAACUGUAUCCAAACAUAGAAGUUCUCCUGUUCCUUGAGGUUGGGUCUCCAACUGCAUACCAUAUAGCUGAUUCCCUGUGAAAUACGUGGAUAAAUAGUUUGGUUAGUUUUGUAAUUUGCAAUGUAGUGCAGUGAUGUGAAGGGAACUUAAUUGGGCCACUCAGGGCUCAGAGGUUGGCCAACCUGGCUGCUUUGGGUGGUGUUAGAUAUGACAUCAGUCCACUGGAAAACUAUUGCCACAAUGCUCAGAAAUUUCCUUACCUUAGAAUAUAUGAAUGUUUCUGUUGAAAUGUUUGUAAAUUCUUUUCUAGUAAGGUACUCAGCACAAUGCAAGGCAGUUGCUUUGCUUAGAAGCUGAUAAAUGUUUUGGAUACUUUGGAAAUAUCAGCAAAAUAAUAAUCCUUUUGCUGUUGAUACCUACUGUUAGAAGAUUAAAAUGGAUCCCACCAAAUCUUCCGGAAGACCAUCUCCUGGAUUGUUACAUAAAUCUGCAAAAUCCUGUUGCACUGCAAGGACAUGUUCACCAUAUGGCCCAUCAUAAUCUAGUGUUUCAGAAGUGAGUGGAAUGAAAAAUAUAAGAGCCAAUCUGUAAUAUUGGUUAUAGAUACAGUGGUUCAAACUUUUGCUGAGCCAUAAGGCUCUCUGGAUGGCCCUAGAUAAGUCCCUUUUUCUUUGCUUGACCUUCCUCCAAAGGUGUGUCAGGAUCAUAGAAUUGUACAGUUGGAAGUGACCACGAGGGUUGUUUAGUCUAGCUCCCUGCAAUACAGGAACAUUUCCCCCAACGUGGGGCUCAAACCCACAACCUUUAAACUGAGAGUCUCAUGCUCUACUGACUGAGCUGUCCUGGCGUAAGGUCUAUUGUUGUGAGAAUAUAAUGGGGAUGGAUGAGAAGAACCUUGUAUACACCACACUGUGCCCCUUUGAAGGAAAGGCAGGAUACAAAUGUAAUAAAAGAAUUGGAUAUCCAGUACUCCUUCAUAUAUACUGCAUUGAACAUCUGAAGGCAGCCCUGUUUAGGGAAGUUUUUAAUAUUUGAUGAAUUAUUGUACUUUAAUCUUUUGUUGGAAGCCACCCAGAGUGGCUGGGGAAACCCAGCCAGAUGGAUGGGGUAUAAAUUAUUAUUAUUAUUGUUAUUAAUAAUAAUUUUAUUAUUUAUUAUUACAAUAGUUGAAGUUCAUGUAUUCAUCACUCUAACCCAAUGGGGCUUUAGUGUUCACACAGAUGUCAUUCAGGAAUAGAAAUAAAUGAGAAUCUGAAUAAGUACCUCUUAAAAGGAUAAUGGAUUUAUUUUCUGUUUCUCUGUUUUCUGUAAUACCAGGUCCCUUAUUUUGUAUGCAUGGUGGUACAGUCAUAAUUGAGAAAGUUUUUAUAUCGGUAAUAAAAAUGAAAUUUGAUUGGCUAGUAAUAGAAGGUCCUGUUCGUGAAAACAAUCACUUUGUCAUGCAGUUCCAAUUAACUGAAACUGCUGUGGUGAUAUAGCAGCUAUAAAACAUUGAUCUUCACUGCAUGUGCAUUAAAACUGCUCUAGGGUGAUUAUAUUAUAUUUUAAUUUUUUGAAAUGUAUUUAGGAGAUUUUUCUUGGCCCAACAUUGGGUCAUGACUUUUGUCUGGAUGUUGACUCCCCGCCCCCCUUCUUUAAUGGCCUUUAUCGUCUCUGGAGAAAGUGUAUACAGUCUCUCCCGGUCUUAAUAGCUUUGCUUUUCAUGCUUGUUCAUCUGGACUCCUUUAAAAGCACAGAGAAUGUUAGUUUUCUAAAACAUUGCCCCCUCCACUUGGGAAGUUGCGUUUGUUUGAACAUGCUGAGCAGAGUCUGUUGCUCUAAUGCACUAAUGAUUAAAUAUAAAAUGAUGACCAAAUCAUUUAUGAAGCGAUAAGAGGCUUUUCGUGAUUAUGUUGACUGGGUAAUGAAGAAAUCAUUUGCUUGCGUUUCUUUCUGCAAAAUCUUACGGGUUUUAGCUGCGGAUCAGCACAACACUGCUUUCUCACACCAGGGAAGCAACGUAUUUUCCUCUGUAAUGUUAUAAAUGGUCAUCAUAUGCCUUUAUUUCAAACUGGUUGUCACACAAGGCAGUGCCGUGUUCUGUUUUGUGGAGACGUCUAGUGUAACCUGUUCUCCCUUAGACACGUGACGAUUUAUAGAGAUUAAUCGUGUAUGUAUCACUCUCAGGAUAAGAAAAUGUAUUUCCCAUGCCACUUGGAAAGUGAACAUCUUGGUUUUCAGAUGGUAUCAGACCUUAAUCUUUCUUAAAGCGGCAACUUUGCUGAAAUAUCAGUUCGAUAGUGUUAGGCCAGAAAAAAAAACUGUUGCAGAUGUGAUAGAUUAGUGGAUGCAAAGAAGAGAGAAUUUUCCUAAGCUCUCAUUCACUCUUUGUAAAUGAAAAAGAAAAUGAGGGGAUUUUCUUUUCUGUGGUUGCUGCAGUGGGUGGGGAAGAGGGACAUAUUUAUUUACCAAAGUUGAGAGAUUUCCUUUCUAAUCUUAUACUGUGAGAAAUGACUUAAAAUGAAAACAAAAGCCAGACAUUCACUGCAUGCUGGCUGAUCCCUUAUAUUUGCCAGACGUUCACCUUCCGAGCAUCACAGAGUUGUUUAAAAAUAAAUCUCUUCCAUGUAAUUUUGAUGUAUGAGGUUGAACCCUGAUUGCACUCAUAAUAAAUAUGUAGAAUGCCACACAAAGUGCUUUUGUAGACAAAAAGCUACCUCUCUCCAAUAAGGCUUCAAGUAACAAAGCAGACAGGAUAACAAAUGUGCCUAUGUUAAACUAAAAAAACACAGUAUUAAAUUGACAUGUUGUACAAUGUCUGCGACCAAAGUGUUGAGAAAAUUUGGAUAUAAAAGGCAAUCCUUCAAAUACACAGAUAUGUUGGAAACCUUUUCAUUUAACCAGUUAUGUAAGCUGCAUUUCCAACGUUUCUAAUUUAUAUAACUUCUCCAAGGCUGAAAGGGGUUUUCAUUGAUAAACCAAUUCUUCAGAUUCAGUAAAGGCAGCCGACCUUGAACAAAUCUUUGGCAAGUGUCUGUCACAAACCAUACUCAAAAUUUGAGAGUACCUCUGUGAUAUACGCUGCAGUACAUACCCAUCAUUUGGUGGAGGUUUGCUAUUAACUGUCUAUUAACAGUCUAUUAACUGUACAAUCCUAUACAUGCCUAAAAGGUAAAGAUAAAGGGACCCCUGACCAUUAGGUCCAGUCGUGACCGACUCUGAGGUUGCGGCGCUCAUCUCGCUUUAUUGGCCGAGGGAGCCAGCAUACAGCGUCCGGGUCAUGUGGCCAGCAUGACAAAGCCGCUUCUGGCGAACCAGAGCAGCGCGCGGAAACGCCGUUUACCUUUCCGCUGGAGUGGUACCUAUUUAUCUGCUUGCACUUUGAGGUUCUUUUGAACUGCUAGGUUGGCAGGAGCAGGGACUGAGCAACGGGAGCUCACCCCGUCGCGGGGACUCGAACCGCUGACCUUCUGAUCGGCAAGUCCUAGGCUCUGUGGUUUAACCCACAGUGCUACCCGCGUCCCUAUACAUGCCUACACAGAACUAAAUCCUAUGGAGUUUAGUGGGGCUUCCUCUCUUGAACUUUUGUAGGAUUGUAACCCAAAUAGGGCUGAGUAAUAUCUGGUUUUCCACAUCAUGAUAUAUCACCAGCUAAACAUUGUGAUAUACCAAUAUAUCACACUGUCUGAAAUAAGUAUGGAACUAUGUAGAGCUGAACAGUAGGGCUGGGCGAUAUAUGUUUUUCAACAUUGCGAUAUAUCACCAGCUAAGCUUUGUGAUAUACAGUGGUGCCUCGCAAGACGAAAUUAAUCCGUUCUGCGCGUUUCUUCGUCUUGCGGAUUUUUUCGUCUUGCGAAGCACGGAUGCACCCUGGUACUGUAUUAUAAUGGGAUAGCGGGCAAAGCACAAAGCGGGUCGCUCCCCAGCAGGAGGAGUUUCCCCAGCCUGGAGGAUCUGUUGCCGGGAAGAGGCAAAGACACCCCCCUCCCACCUCCCCACGAAAACAGCCCCCCUUCCUCUGUCGCCAAGCCUUGCCGCGUCUUCGCUCGGCCAAACCGCGUCCCACAUCAAAGCCCCAGCCCGCUCCUCUCCCUCUCUCUCCACGAGGUGCCAAAGGAAGUUUGAGCCCAGGGCGGACGCACGAAGCGCCCGGCGCGGACUCUCCCUUGCUCCCCCCGUUACCUUGCGCCAUGCUGCCAGGCUCCCCACAGUCUCGGCAGCUGCUCCCGGCUUCUUCCCACCCCCGCAAAGGCGCCUUCGCGGCGGCCCAAGCGCAGUGAAUGCCUCCUCCUCCUCCUCCUUGGUCCCCCUCCUCCUGCCUUCGCGCAGUUAGGGCAAAAUGGAGCAGCCACGUGGGGAGGGGGGGGAGAGAGAGGCAGAGGCGGUGGCGGUGCAGAGACCCAGCCAGAUCCGCUGGAUCCCAGCCCACCUGCCUCCUCUGUGCCCUCUCCAGAAGAGGAUCCCUCUGGAAAAGGUAGGUCGCUCCCUGCCAGCCCAGUUCCCGCUUCAAAAGGAAACAAACUCGCAAGACGUUUCGUCUUGCGAAGCAAGCCCAUAGGGAAAUUCGUCUUACGAAGCACCUCAAAAAACGAAAAACUCUUUCGUCUUGCGAGUUUUUUGUCUUCCGAGGCAUUCGUCUUGCGAGGUACCACUGUACUGAUAUACCAUGAUGUCUGAAAUAAGGAUGGAGCUGUGUAGAGGCACUGGCUGGCUUCACAGUUUUUCCUGCAUUGUGAUUUUUGCAUAGCGCGCGCACACACACAAACACAUAUAUGUUGCCAGGUCAAAAAUGAGAAACUGAUAUCACAAUAUAGACUUCAAACUGGUUUUGAGUGAUAUAUAGGCCAACCCUAACAUGUGUCAUGAUUCAUGAUGUGUUACCAGGUUAAAAAUUAUGAAACCAUUAUCACAAUAUGGGGUUCAAACUGGUUUUGUGUGGUAUAUUAUAUAUCGCCCAACCCAAAGCCCGAAUUGCAGAAUGAUCAACAGCACAGCAUAGGAAGGCAAGUAGAAUUGCAAGCCGGAUUAUAGCCUAUAGAGCCAGGUACCCUGCCUAUAUCUGUCCAAGAGGGCAACUGGCAGUAUGAAGAGCACAUCUUGAGCUGCAUACUGGGCCAUAAUAUCAGAUACCUGACAGCAGCCUAUAAGCAAGUACAGUCGUACCUUGGAUCCUGAACGCCUUGGUACUUGAACGUUUUGGCUCCUGAACGCCGCAAACCUGGAAGUGAGUGUUCUGGUUUGCGAACGUUCUUUGGAACCCAAACGUCCGACGGGGCUUCCGCGGCUUCCGAUUGGCUGCAGGAGCUUCCUGCAGCCAAUCAGAAGCCGUGCUCUGGUUUCCGACCAAAUUUGGAAGUGGAAUGGACUUCCGAGGUACGACUGUACUCUGGUUUUGGAAUUAUGUUAUCAGACGUAUAUUAACAAACUGGCACUUAGGUUUAUGAGGAGAGAGAAAGAGCAAAGAAAACAAACUCAUGUGAGCCAGUGGAAUACUCUUAAGAAUAAUUGAACACUUAUCUUGUCGAGUAGGCGACCAGGUUGUUACCCGUUGUUUUUUUUAAAAGGCCAUGUGUUGGAUCCAGAAUUCACUCCUGUCAGUGAGAGCACCCCCAAGGGCAGUUGCAUUCAGAGGAUGCCCCUGCUAGUGGGAUGGGAGGUUACUUUUUGCUAGUUUUUCCCUACCCCCGGAAGCCCCCAGUGCCAUAGAGGGUUGAGUGACUUUCAGGCCUUUGGUGGCACUGGGGGUUGCAGGUGGAGGGGGAACCUGCAAAAGUUGAAUUGCCUCUGUCUGCCAGCUUGAUUCCUCACCUGUUUCAAAAGCCUUCCCAUUCUAUCUGCAGAAGGUGAACUCUGGAUCCUGUGCCAUGUUUUUUCUUGUACAGUGGUACCUUGGGUUGCAGAUGCUUCAGGUUACAGACACUUCAGGUUACAGACUCCGCUAACCCAGAAAUAGUACCUCGGGUUAAGAACUUUGCUUCAGGAUGAGAACAGAAAUCGUGUGGCGGCGGCAGCAGGAGGCCCCAUUAGCUAAAGUGGUACCUCAGGUUAAGAACAGUUUCAGGUUAAGAACGGACCUCCAGAACGAAUUAAAUUCUUAACCCGAGAUACCACUGUACCAUGAUCCCAGUUGAGUUUUGGGCAUGGGGUUGCAUCCAGAGAACUGAGCAGGAGGGAAAUUUCUGCUGCUUCUGUUUGCAAAUUCUUGCAUGAGAGGAACACUCUAAUAGAUACGGUAGGUUCUGUAUUAUGCUCUGCAAGCAGAAUAGCAUUUUGGGAUUUUGUUGAGUGAAAAAUGUGAAAAAAUUGUUUGUGAAAGAUGUACUUCCAUGAGCUUAAGUUCUCCUUUCUUAUGUGGGAUCCAAACUAUGGAUUUUAACUAGAAUUUGUCAUUGGGCUAGCAACUGAUUUACUGUGCUAUUCUUGGUAAUUACUCAGAAGUAAAGUUCAGUGGCACUUACUCUCUCUAAGUGUGUAUAGGAUUGCAGCCUCAGUUAGGGCGAGGAAAGAUGAUAGAUGUGUUCACCUACUUCUGAACCCAGGAAUAUUUUUCAUUUUCAAAAUAAAGUGUAUGUGUGGGGGAGGGGUUUGCUACAUUUUUAAGAGCCUUUGAAUCUCCAUCUCAAUGAACUUGUUUUCAUGACCCUUUCUGGUGAAAGGUCUGAGUACAUCUUGAAAUUGAUCAUGCCUUCAUAUAGGUAUUUACGUUGGAUGACGAUGAUGAGGCAGCUAAUUCAUAAAGGGAUGUAUUUGUGCAUUCUUUAUUGAUCACUCCUAAUGGAUGAGAGUUCUUUUUCACUGUUGUUCCAAACUGACUGCAGGCUUAUUGAAGUAAUAAAGGCUAGUUUAAAAUUAUCAGCAUUUUCAUGUGCCUGUGAGGCAGUAGAAGUAUGGUUUAAAAUUAACUUUUCUAUUUUUAAAGGAUAGCAAACAGGUGGUAGAUUUGCCUAUACAUCUUUCUAGGAAACAGGUCAUUUUUUAAAAAAAUCUCCUGCGGAAUCCAUAGCCUUCCAGAUGUUGUUGGACUCCAACCUCCAGCAUUGUUAAUUAUUGUUAUUAUUAUUAUUAAUUAUCAUCAUCAUUUAUUUCUUUAUUUCAUAAAAUUUACACACUGUUUGAUUGAAAAACCCUCACAGUUGUUGCAGAUAUGGCCAUCUCUAAUGGCCACAGGUGACGACAGUUGUGGUCUAGGAACAUCUGGAGAUGUUCCACAGGUUCCACAUCCCUGCCAAUGUAAGUCCUGCUGGUACAAGUUCCGCCUGCUGAUCCAGCAUGACCCCUGCUCAGUUGGGUUGUGAAAGUUAUGCUGGGUGAUCCCUGGCUGAGCCAGGAUGAAGAUGUAUUGUUGGUGUGGUCCAGGCUGACUGAGGACAGCCCAAUAUCCAUCCAUUCCAAACUUGCUCAUCCUGACUGAUUUUGGGUAUGGAUUGUGCUGAAAGUCUUCCUAGCUGAUGCUGAGCUACACAAGCGUAUUGGCAAGGCAGCUACAGCAGUGGCUUGCCUCGUUGAAAGGGUAUGGGCGAACGUGAUGCCAACGAUCAAUACCAAGACGAAGGUUUACCAGGCUUGUGCGUUGAGCAUGUUGCCCUAAGUGAGUUGUGGGCAACUUACAACCGCCAGGAGCGACGCCUCAAUGCCUUCCACAUGCACUGUGUCUGGAUGAUUUGGGGCAUCAUAUGGCAGGACAAAGAUGUGCUCUCCCAAGCUCACAUUCCCACGAUGUCCACGCUGGCUCGGUCAUGUCCGCAGAAUGGAAGAUGGCAGGUUCCCCAAGGAUGUGUUCUAUGGGGAGUUGCCUUCAGGCACCAGGCCUGUUGGCAGACCAGCCCGGCACUAUGUCUACAUAGUGACAUGAAGGCUGGCAACAUCAGCCCUGCCAUGUGGGAAUUCCUUGCAGACAACUGCAAUGCCUCGAGACAGACAAUCUAAGUUGCAUUCCCAUAGCAGUGACCAGAGGAGGAAUGACUGGUGGGAGGAGUGUGGCGUUCGUACGGCGCCCCCGGUCGUGUCACGGACUAUUGACCCGUACACCACUAAACCACUGCCACCAACCAGAUUCCCCCUAGUAAAAACACUUCAGUCUCAGUCAGCUUCUCAAUUAAUAAAGAAGAGUGUAUUUUAUUUCAGACACAAACAAAACUUUAAGGCAUUCCAACUGUUGUUGUUCUUUACUUUCUUAGUCUUGUAUUCCUCUCUCUAUCUCUUCUGCCUCCCCACACUCAAGAACCCACUGGCCUAACUAUCUCUUUAUUACCAACUGCAUUUCCCAACCAGCCAACCCACUAAAUCCAACCAACUACCCACCCACAACUCCCAACCAACUCCUCCUCGAACUCCUCCCAGAACUGGUUUUAUAGUCCCACUGACUCCACCCCCCUGGGUCCUGACUGGGCAACCUGGUUAACUAUUUCCCCUCUCAUAUCUGUUAACGUCACAAGGAGUGCAGAGAGAAGAAAUGGCGUGGUGCAUCUGCAGCAGCACCACCAGAUGCCUUCAUCUGCCCCAGCUGCAACAAAACAUGUCUCCCCUAUAUUGGUCUCUAAAGCCACAGCAGGUGCUGUAACUCUCCAAAGGUUUGAUUUCACCCGACAAACGUGCACUCCUCCAUUGUCUCCUGAGACUGAUGGAUGCCAACCCAGACUUCCUAGCUGUGGAGAAAGAUCACACAGAUCAGUCCAUAAAGUUCUCCUCUCUCCUGUGAAUAAGGCAUUGAUAUAUUUUGCUAGCAAAGGACUUCUUCUCUCUCAAGUCUUAAUUUCUACUAGCUAGGAUGGCUGGAGGUCAAACUUUCAUGUGUUGUCCACCUUCAUGCUGCAAAGCAGGCAAUCUGUACGGGCAAAAUAACAAGAAUAUUGUGCUUGCCUCAGGUAUGCAUGUUUGGGAAAAAUAGACAUGUUUUUGUGUUGGAAACAGGAAAAGGAAGGACCUUGGUGAAAUGCUACAAAGCUUACAGAGGUGCUGAGGUGUCUCUGUGGAAAUCUACGUUCAAUCUUUACAUUUGCGAAUAAAACCAAAUACUACAAAAUGCUCCAAGUCUCCAGUCUUCCAAAGGAAUCCAUAUCCAAGCCAGCACUACUCCUGAAGCUUCUUAUUGCUUAGAGCAAUGAGCAUCAUUGCAAGUCAUUCUUGACGCUUCCCCCUUCAAACUAAAACCAGUUUUCAUUUCUUGAGUCACCAGCCAUGUGCUUGGCUUUCACCCUUCCCCUCCCUUCCCCUGGCAUUAGUGUGAUUUAGGUGAGAUGGGCAAAUAACAGCUAAAGACCGAAAGAAUCUAGUUGCUGAAGGAUAAACUUGGUUCGACUUCAUUAUUAGACAAAUGAUAAGUUUGUGUGGACUUAUUAUAACAUUAAUCAACCUGAUGGAUUGGAAAUAUGACAGAACUGAAGCAGCGUGUAAUAUUAGUGCCUAUUAUUCUACAAAUUAUGCCUUCACCUAUUGUUCGCAAGGCAAGAGUCAUGCUGUAUAUUAAAAAAUGUUGUGUGCACAUUUCCCCCUCUCUUGUUAAGAUACCUCCCACCUCUUCACAGUUCUCAUUGUUUUUCUUGCUCUCGCUAAUUUGGAGGCUGUUGCCUUAAAUCCAAAGAUCAGAAAAAGCAUGAGUAAUACUGGUGAGCUGUCCUUCGUUUAAAAUGAAUUGAUUGCUUUUAUUUGGGUUUAUAGCCAACCCCCCAUUCCAGAAGCUCAGAAUGGGCAACAAAAGCAACCCCCUCCCAGAAGAAAAAUAAUAAUGGAAUUCGCUGAAGUUUCUCUAUGCUUCUUCUGUUUAAUCCUGACCCUCAGAGGCUAUUCUAAAAACCGGCCAUGAAAAUCUUCUGAAUGCAUUAAUACUUCCAUCAGCUUUAUGGACUGGCAACUCAGUUAUGCUGUCUAUUUGUAUGGGUGGAAUCUAGAGUGGUCCUUCAGUUCAUGGUGAAAACAGGGAUCCUGUAGAGGCUUCCCAAGGAAGGGGGAAGGAAAAGAUUUCAGUUGAUUUUCCCUUCCAUGACUCCCAUGCUGUUCAGAAGGUUCCCCCAACCUCUCUUCUUUCAAGGGGCACAGGAAUUGUUUAUAUUAUUAUUAACUGUACUUAUUAAAAACAAGCUUCUAAAACCAAUUUUUCCUGUUCAGUACUCCGUAGAAAUCUUUAUACAGUACAUUUGUGUUGCCUCUCUCAUCUCCAGAAUUUAUUUCUCCAGGGUGCAAGCUUUGGUGUUAAAGUAAUAAAUGUUGUAACGAAAGAAAGUUUCGCUAUAACACUUGGAUAUGAUUAGCUUUUUUCCAGGCGCAUAGAGUUACAGAUGUGUGUGAAUGUAUUUAAUAUUAAAGGUCAGGUUGCAUUUGUGAUACCAGAUGCUUUACGGUCCCGUCCAACUUUUCUGAAAAGACAGGUUAGUAUAUUGCAAAAAGUGGAAGGGGCAAAUAAUUAUACACUAGAGUGGUUUUGUUAGUAUUCUGGUUUCUGGAUCAUGUAGAGAGUAAUGUUUCUGACUGCAGCAAAAGCAUUAGUUGUGGUAAUUAAGUUGAGCCAAUCAUUUAAAGUUUAUUUUAUAUAUGAAAAUGAUUUGUAUCCAAGUGGUAUCUAAAGCAGCUAAAUUGAACAGUAUCUUAAUUUUUACUCAUAGACAACGCAUUUGAAUGCGGAUUAGUUCAGUGUGCAAUUCGGGCUUUCAGGCCACCCUGCCUUUUAACCACACACUGCAAAGUGUACGGCGGCUGGCAGUGCUAGCCUAUCAGUACUGCUGAUCAGUUGUUCAGUGAUAUACAUUCGUAUGGUGCAUGAUGAAUUGGUGAGACGCAAAUUCUCAAGAGUAAAGACAAUUUGUACUCCCUUGUUUCCCCUUUUAAUAUAGCAUAGCGAAGAAAUGUUGUACGUAACUGCUUUUCACAGUGGGUUCUAAAAAGGCAUGUUUCCCCGCUCCCACAGUUUUCAUUGGUUAAGUCAUUUCAUUUAUAAUUUUAUCUUUAAGUUGCCUUUCUGCACACACACACACAAACAAUAAACAAACAAACGUGCCAAAAGUGGCUUACCAGAAAGAGAACAGCAACACAUCUCAAAAUCAACAAUCGGAGGAGCAAUUUCAUCAUAACAGGAAUAAUGAGACAGCAGCUUAAUAGCAAAUAUAUCAACAGUGUGCAUUACACAUCCCGGCAACAGCAGAAACAACAAGGGAGCUUGAUAGUUUUAGUUUGGUCCUGUAAACGCACCUCCCGUGAUGUUCCUCCCGCAUAUAUUUCAUGUGAAUCUUAUCUUCAUGAAUGGCUCCAUAUGUGUUUAGCUUUCCGGACAACUUUUUAAAGUAAAGCUGGUUUAAAACAAAACAACAAAGCAAAGCGAAGCACACACACUAAACUUUUCUUCCACUCCCAAAUUCUCAGUUGUUCUUCAAACAUUAUUCUCCUGCUGCUUUGCCUGUUAAGAAUAUUUUGGCACCUUCUUCAGAAGGUGUACUCCCUUGCGCAUGAAUGCAUCCUCCUUCAGCAUAUUCUUCAGUUUCUUUAACACUUGAUGGUGUUUCAUUCAAAACUUAAGUGUGUAUUUUGACGCUUCCUCCCCCUCCCUUCAUCCUUUUCUCAACCAUGUCAAUAUCAAUCUGAUUAACUCUUCUAAAACAUGUCAUCUUCGGCAGUAACCUGUUUGCCAUUUUAUCUAGGUUUCAUCCUUAUAUUAUCUGGGUUUUAAUUUUGCAGCGCUAGUUUGCCAGGCCUUUUCCACUUCAUUGAGGUGGAAACUGAAUUUGGCUUAAAUGCAUCUAACUUUUGCAGGGUUGUUGUUGUUUUUAAAUGCAAAUGGCAUCAGCUGGGUGGGGAGCUGGUAACUGACAGGGUCAGAGAAGGGUGGAAUCUAAUCCAUUUUGUCCUGCUGGCAUAUUGGACUCAAUCUCUCUUCUGAAGCUGUUUUCAGAAAGGAGAAUAAAGGGGUUAGGGCAAUUGGAUGUAGAUGGGCUUACCUCUAGUGGGAGGGUAGAGCAGCUCAUGACCAUAUGUUGUCGUGAUUGGUAGGUAUUUUGUGGUUCGAGGACCCGAUCCCCGCUUUGUGGAAUGAAGACACACAGACACAGAGUAUAAGGUUAAUGGGCAAGAAAAGGCCACAACUUUAUUGAUUACAGCAAGUGAGAAGGUAUUGGCUUAGGCAUUGGACCACGACAGAUUGAGUCCACCCACUCAGAGAGGGGUGAGCCCAAAGGGGGUUUAUUCACCAGAAGGUGGAGCCUGUUGAUGCUAAUACAACUAUAAUCUCUCCCCGAUGUCACCGAGGGUCGUGCCAUGGCCCCCUGCCACACAGGCAUUGGACAGGAUCCACGACCGCCAGAUUCCUUUAACGAAAUACCCAAAUUUGAAAGGGUAGGCGAUGGCCACACCUACCCCUUCCGCACACCAUCAACACAUUCCAAUGCCUAACCUAACCGCCAAUACCAAUAAAGUUGUGACGAUUGCUACGAGGUAGGCGAAAAAACCAAAAAGCCUAAUGCCAAUUGGAAAAAUUCCUACCAGGCCCCCUGGGCAACCUGGGCGACCAACCUAAGUUCCAUAGCAAGGUCAAGAGAAAAACUAAGCCCUAAGCUCUAAGGGAGUGGAGGGUGGGUGACUCGCAACGAGAAGGCGGAAAAUGAGGCAGAAUGGCUGGCACAGCAGUAAGUUAAACUGCAAACCGCGCCCCCUCCAAGUCACCCGGUUGGGCGCUUACCUGUGGGCGUGGUGCGCCAGCCAGGUGAGUGGGGCAGGGGGCGUAACACCCCCUGCGUGAUGCAAAAUCGCGUCCCGCCCACAACACCUCCCCUCUUGGAUGAGGAGAGGCUUUGUAGUUUUGCUAUUUUAUAUUGUUUUGAUUGAUUUAUUGUGUUUAACAUACUUGUAAUAGUCAGUAUCUAGCUAAACAGAUCCACUACUAGUGCAAGGAUUUCUGCUUGUGAAAUGCAACUUUCCCUCUCCUCUUCCCUGCCCCACACCUUUCCAAAUCUGCUCUGGAUGAUUGGGGGAAUCCCCAAAAGUGAUUGAGGAUAGGGAGGAGAAGUUCCGUGGUGCAGAUGGAAACCCUUGUACUAACAGAUCUGUUUAGCUGGAUACCACCCAUUGUAUCCUUCUUCUUUUGUUCACCGCUUUGGGGUCCUUGGGCCCCAAAGUGGUAUAUAAAUAUAUUAUAACAGUAACGUACUCUAAUGGUUUGGCAGAUGUGCGAUUUGAUGUGUGUCGUAUAAUAGGCAUGUUAUGGUGGUUAUACUGGAAAAUGUUUGUUAAAGUGCAGAUCUUGACUCCUCACCUGUCUAGGACAGGGUUUCUCUACAACUUGGGUCUCCUGCUGUUUUUGGACUACAACUCCCAUCAUCCCUAGCUAGCAGGACCAGUGGUCAGGGAUGAUGGGAAUUGUAGUCUCAAAACGUCUGGAGGGCCGAGGUUGAGGAAGCCUGAUCUAAACAGAGAGGGUUCUGGUGUUUUUUGUUUUUGUUUUUAAUAAUAAAAACCCCUAAUGACUAAUGCUCAUUUUGGCUUCUUUAAAUUCUGAAUGAAUCCAAUUGUUUUCUUUCUCCUUCUGCAGCUGCAGAACCUUGGCCUCAGAACGCAGCAUUGUAUCAGCCGCUGAAAGGUGAGUACUUUAUUUAUUUUUUGCACUUAACGGGGGGGGGGCUUCAUUAAAUAUGCAGCGAUGUAAUUAACUGGAGCCUGGCGGGUGCGAAGGGGAGGGGGUAAGUGGGGAGAAAGAACCUUGUUAAAACGAGCAUCCUUUGUGGUGGUCGUCCGGCCAUAGGUUUUUGCUAAACUUGUACCUGCCAAUAUAAGCCAGCUAUUCAUGGCCUUAUAAGGUCCUUGGUUUAUUAUUGACUCAUUAUAUUGGCUGCUGUAGGCAGUGUAAAAUGAUGUGGUUUGCAGGCCCAGUUGGCAGAUUUACUGCGCCAAUAGCUGAGGCAGCAGAUUUUUGAAGUCUUGUGGUAAAGUGGGCUCCCGGUAAAAAGGAACUGUUAAAAUGUAUAGGCUAGGAUGGUUCAGGCUCCCUUUAGCAGCUCUUCAUAUAUCAUCAGAUCACAUUAUGGCCCCCAUUUGGGGCUCAGCAGCCUGCUACAGUUGUCAGAAGACUGCAAAGUAAUGAAGACUAAUAGGUAGCAGCCCUAGUCUUCUAAGCAUGGGAUUUUUAUUGCUGUGUACUUGUCAUCUUUCUUUUGUGUGACAGACCUAGACACAGUGCGCAAUAUUAACUGCAAGCUGGUUUUAUAUAUAUAUAUAUAUAUAUAAUUUCUGUAUGCUUUUACUUUUUAGCAAGAGGAAUUAUGAAGUUGUUUGUUUUUAUUUCUAUUAGGAAAUGAAUAAUUGCCCGUUUAUUUUAUUUUUUAAAAAGAAAAAGCCCAAGGCAUGCGCACACACAAGAACUUACACACACACACACACACACACACACACACACAUAUCGGUUAGGGAUUUUAACUGUUGGGACCAUACGAUAAAUUGCAGGGCAGAGCUAAAGGAAAUAUUUCUGAGACCACAGGCUUCCUAAAGCUACAUUAAUGUAAUGGGGCAUGUGAUUCGUGUUAAAUCAGUUUGUCUCCUUAUGUUUGUACACCAUUUAUUUUUGCACCCCCAAAUGAUCUGCAAUUAUCCAUUGGGGAAGGAGUCAUUAUUUCCAAUAAUUGUCCUGCACUUUCUUUAUUUAUUUUACAGAUGAACAAGUUUUGCUUUCUGAUAAUGCUGCUUGUCUUGCUGUUCAGGUAAAAGCAUCGUUCUACUUUCCUACUUGGCACGUGUUAAUGUAUCCGAGAACAACUGGCCCCAUCCACUGAACAUUUCAUUAAUGUAUGCCCUUCUGAAAUGAAAAGGACUUUUGCACCGUUGUGUUGUACUGUGUUCCCGUUGGAUGUACACGGGCAAUGCUCUUUUCUCUCUGGAGGCAUAGCAAAAAUGUGAAGCAAAAUAUUUUAUCGCACUUCAGCUGCGUCUAGACAACGUGGUAAGCCACAAACCAGGGCUUACUGUGAAAGAGUAGCAUGCCAAUACAUGCUUCUGAAUUGCUCCCACCAUGAUUGUGUAGCAUGAGUAGGAAUAACAAACCACGAGCCUUGGCGUUCCGUGAGGUCCGAACCAGCCCUUGUGGUUUGUUUCUCUCUAAGCGUGCUAUGACCCGGAAGCCAAGAACAAACCUUGGAUUCAGAUUGCGGUUUCUUUGAAAAGAAAUGUCACUAUCGCUGUGCAUCGCAUUAAGUCCUGGCUCAUGGUUUGCUGCUUCCUCUUGCAUUAGGGGAGGAACGCGCUGAUGGAUGAUUGGGUAGCAUGAACUCGGAUGCCAUUCUGUCAUGGCAAGCCAUGGUUUAGGGCUUGUCAUGGCAUCCAAACGGGACUGCUGUCCCCACCUUAGGCGUUGUCAGUGACAUUUGGGCCAAUCAUGCAUGACAAGACCUACUUUUUGAGAGAGGAGCAGCAGGACACAAGGUAGCAAGCGGCAACAUUGUCCCUAACACAGGAUGAGCUCAUGUAUUUUAUCCAGAACCGUACGAGUACAGCAUUAGAUGUCUUGCAAUCUGCACUGACUCAAAGCAGGGCCUUAAGUGUAGCUGCCCCUCAUAGACUCAUAGAAUUGUGGAGUUGGAAGGGACCCCAAGGAUCAUCUGGUCCGGGGGUCAGCAAUCUUUUUCAGCUGUGGGCCAGUCCACCGUCCCUCAGACCAUGUGGUGGGCCGGACUAUAUUUUUUGGGGGGAAAUGAACGAAUUCCUAUGCCCCACAAAUAACCCAGAGAUGCAUUUUAAAUAAAAGCACACAUUCUACUCAAGUAAAAACAUGCUGAUUCCCGGACCGUUUGCGGGCCGGAUUGAGAAGGCGAUUGGACUACAUCCGGCCCACGGGCCUUAGGUUGCGUACCCCUGAUCUAGUCCAACCAUCUGCAAUGCAGGAAUUUUUCGCCCAGCCUUGUUCUGUGGAACAUUUCUGCCAAAAUACAACACUAACCCCAGCCUUCCUAGCUGGAUGAAUAGGUCUCUGCUAUGAGUGCCUGUUUACUCUUGGUGUGUGUUUUUUUAAAAAAUCUGCUGCUAUUUUGCAUAUAGUUUUAAACAAUUUUUAGCUGUUUUUAUUGCCCUCUGUCCAUUGCCUUGGGAUGUGUGUGCAAGGAGAUAAAUAGACAAUAAUAUAUCCAUAUACAGUGGUACCUCAGGUUAAGUACUUAAUUCGUUCCGGAGGUCCGUACUUAACCUGAAACUGUUCUUAACUUGAAGCACCACUUUAGCUAAUGGGGCCUCCUGCUGCUGCCGGAGCACGAUUUCUGUUCUCAUCCUGAAGCAAAGUUCUUAACCCGAGGUAUUAUUUCUGGGUUAGCGGAGUCUGUAACCUGAAGCGUAUGUAACCUGAAGUGUAUGUAACCCGCGGUACCCUUCCAUAUCUGUAGGCUUCCCACUGAUGUCAUUUGGAUAUUUAUCCUCUGCUAUAUUUUAUAGCUGACCCACCCAAGUUCAUGCUUUUGCAGUCAGAGGAGUAUUUGUAUACAAAAUUAAACCCUUAUACUCUGUAAAAGUUUAUAUGCAAGAACUAGCAGCCUCUGGUGCCUUAUUCAGAAUUAAAAUUGGGUAGGAUGCCCAGUUUUUCCAUAAGCAUUUGCUGGAGAAGUGGUUUGGAUUAGCAUUACAUGCAAACUGAGCCAAAGUCGAAGUGAAAAAGGAUAUUUUAUGUGCCGUAGAGGGAAGAUACAAACUUGGAAUUGUACUACAGUCGUACCUUGGUUGACGAAUGCCUUGCGACUUGAACGUUUUGGCUCCCGAACACUGCAGACGCAGAAGUGAGUGUUCUGGUUUGCGAACGUUCUUUGGAACUCGAAUGUCCAAUGCGGCUUUUGCAGCUUUCACGGCUUCCGAUUGGCUGGAGGAGCUUCAAUCAAUUGGCUGCAGCCAAUCGGAAGCCUUGCCUUGGCUUCCGAACAUUUUGGAAGUUGAACGGACUUCCGGAACGGAUUCCAUUUGACUUCCGAGGUAGCACUGUGCUUGGAAUUUGAAACAAACAGAUGUGAACCACCCUGAAACCUCUGUGUAUAGGGUGGGGUAUAAAUUCAAUAAAUAAUAAUAACAGUAAUGUCUUCAGAGCUGAACAGCACUGUUAAAAAGGUGUUUUGUUUUCUCUUUUCUCAUUUAUAAAUGGGGGGGGGGGAGAGGGAACAGUGAUGUAACUGUUUGCAGUGUUGAAAAAACAAAGUUCAUAAUCGUUGUGAAAUGUUUCCAUGCUCUGUAUUAAAAUGACACUCUAAAACGUAAGCAAAAAGACCUAAAACUGAGGGUGAUAGCCAGUCUUAGUUAUACUCCAGAGUAGACUUCAUGAAGUCAAUGGACUUGAAAGUCUAUUGAUUUUAAUAGGUCCACUCACUGGACAUUGAUCUAGGACAAGGGAGUAAGAACUAAGUGAGAUUUACAGCACAAUCCUCUACAUGACUACUCAGAAGCAAGUCCCACAGAGGCAGGAAUCCUAGGCACAUGUACUUGGGAAUACGACCUACUGUGUCUGAACGGGAGUUACUUCUGAGUAAACAUGUACAGGAUUGUGCUUAUCAGAAGGCAUACAAAGAUGUAAAGGUUUAUUAAAAGUAAUACAUAACAAUAAAGCCCAAAAUGUAAAAAGUCACAUUCAGAGAAAUGUUUGAAAAAAGCAAGAAAUUUACAUGUUAGUAAAACUAUGCUGCAAUCUUUUUAAAAAGUGUUUUUCAAUUUUUAAUUCAAAAAGGGGUGUUAGAUGGGGGAAGUGAAUAAAGUACAUAAAUAAUACUAAUUUUGAUGGGUGACACUGAUCACAAGCACCCCCAAUUAUGGGGCACAAUUGUAGUUAAUAAUAUUGAUUUCCACUAAUGUGGAAAGCGCUGUUAUUUUGAUAAGCAAAUAUUAGUGUAAUAUAUAAUCAUUUUAGCUAAUCCUUGGAUAAAGAAGUAGAUUACACCAUUAAAAGUUUUAAACCCUAUAUUAUAGUUUUUGGAAUACACAUGUGUAUAUAGAGCAAGUGUUAAUAAUUACCUUCAUCAGCAUAAUAAUAUUUUUAAAACAAGGUCCCCCCCCCCGCCGAAGGAGUAUAUUGUUUGAUUAUUUCCAUUUUGUUGUUCUACACAUGUCACUUAGAUGAUAAAUUAACCAUAAUAUAUUAAAAGAACGUCUUUAUCUUCAAUAUUCUUUGGUCUGACAGCUGAUAGUAGCCAUGACUAUAAAUAUGAUUUCAACAGAUAUCUGAUUUUAAACUUUAUGGAACAAUUUUCUUUGAUGUAAGGGGAUGGUAUCUGUUUUAAGAAUCUGUAUUAAGAAUACACUGCUGAUUCCUUUUUUUAAAAAAAAACAUACUUAUUUUUCUAAAUAAUAAUAUUGCUCCAAUCUGUUAAGGUUAGUUUACUAGCUAUUUUUAAGCAAUGACUAAUGAAAAUAUCAGUCUGGUUAUCUCUUUCUGAUGUUCAGACUUGCAUGUUGUGGUGGAGACAAUGGUAAUUAUUAUUUACUGAAUUUAUAUACCAGCCUAUACCCGGAGGUCUCUGGGCGGUUCACAGAACAAAACAAUCCAUUCUUCUUACAUCUUGGUUAGAUUGAUGUGAAACUUUGUUGCGGUAAAAACGUAAAGGUAAAGGGACCCCUGACCAUUAGGUCCAGUUGUGGCCGACUCUGGGGUUGCGGCACUCAUCUCACUCUAUAGGCCGAGGGAGCAGACAGCUUCCGGGGGUCAUGUGGCCAGCAUGACUAAGCCGCUUCUGGCGAACCAGAGCAGCGCACAGAAACGCCAUUUACCUUCCCACCGGAGCGGUACCUAUUUAUCUACUUGCACUUUGACGUGCUUUAGAACUGCUAGGUUGGCAGGAGCAGGGACUGAGCAACGGGAGCUCACCCCGUCGCAGGGAUUUGAACUGCCGACCUUCUGAUCGGCAAGUCCUAGGCUCUGUGGUUUAACCCACAGCGCCACCCGCGUACCACCCAUAAUGUGGAAUGUGUUUCUUGUGGAGCUGCUUGAUAUAUGGCCAGGCCAUACAAAAAUUGCCAGGUGCCAAGGCGCAUUUCGCACCUGGCUAUCAGCCACUUGUGAUCAAGUUAAGAUGCUGGGUCACUGGAAUGGCUCCUGAUGUCUCCUGGGUAUCCAUGGAUCCCCAGCUAGGAGGGUCAGUUGUUUGGGAUUCUGGGAGCUGUGGUCCAAUAACAUCUGGAGGCAGCUGGUUGGGAAGGUCAUCAUUUACAACAAGAGCCCCUUUCGGACAUUUGGAAGGAGGGAGUUUCUGAAAGUAUUUAGGAAGAGAGUGGCAGGCUUUGUCUCCCCACCCCUGGACACGUUUUGUCAUACAUCUGCAAGGCACCUAUACAGUGGUACCUCAGGUUACAUAUGCUUCAGGUUACAUACGCUUCAGGUUACAGACUCUGCUAACCCAGAAAUAGUACCUCGGGUUAAGAACUUUGCUUCAGGAUGAGAACAGAAAUCGUGCUCCGGUGGCGCGGUGGCAGCGGGAGGCCCCAUUAGCUAAAGUGGUGCUUCAGGUUAAGAACAGUUUCAGGUUAAGAACGGACCUCCGGAACGAAUUAUGUACUUAACCCAAGGUACCACUGUACUCCUGAGCAUCUGAAAGGGUCUCAGGACGUUGAUUAAUCUGUGGUGUUUCAACCCUUGUCUCUUUCUCUGAGUGUGUGUGUCUGUUAAUUUGUGAGUUUCACUACAAAGGUAAAUAAGUUCUGUUGCACUUUAGAGUGAAUGGCGGCAGGGGUGGGGCGGAAAUGCUGUACGUUCAAAUACUGGGAUGCAGUUGGCGCUGUGGUCUAAACCACUGAGCUUCUUGGGCUUGCCGAUCAGAAGGUCGGUGGUUCGAAUCUCUGCGAUGGGGUGAGCUCCCAUUGCUCUGUCCCAGCUCCUUCCAAUCUAGCAGUUCGAAAGCAUCCCAGUGCAAUUAGAUAAAUAGGUACCACUGUGGCAGGAAAGUAAAUGGCAUUUCCGUACACUCUGGUUUCCGUCACGGUGUUCCCGUUGCAACAGAAGCGGUUUAGUCAUGCUGGUCACAUGACCCAGAAAGCUGUCUGUGGACAAACGCCAGCUUCCUUGGCCUGAAAGUGAGAUGAGCGCCACAACACUAUAGUCACCUUUGACAGGACAUAACCGUCCAGGGGUCCUUUAACUUUUACCUUUACCUUACAUUCAAAUACUGGAGUUUAAAUGAUCCAGGAUUGCAAAAGCUCAUACUCUGCCUGUAACUCCAUUGCAGGCAUAUUAGUUCUUGUGGUCCAAACUUUGACCUAGCUCAAUAGCAAAAGCCACAGCCAUUUCAUACUGAGUCUAAAGUUACCCAAAGUUAACCAUUCCGUUCUGUUUUUUUAUUCCUAACCCCAGAAGAUUUAAGUUGAAAGCCAGCUUAAUUAGAAUUCACAAUACUGGUUUGAUAUAGGCCCCAUAUACCAUUCAUUUACUACCGAAGUUCAGUUUUAUCACUAUUGAAUAUGAGGAAUUGCAAAAGGGGAGGAGACACCAAUUAAAAGGGUUGAAUUUUGAAUAGUUUCCAUUUAGAAGCUGUUUCUUUGUAUGUGAGGGCGAAUAUAUUUAGUACCAAUUCAAUAUGAUCCACUUCUACCUUACUGUGUGAAUUGCUAACAGUUAAGGAAGGCUGCACGAGUCUACUUUAGGUGGUUUUUUUCUCAUUCUAAUUUCUUGCUGUUUAAAAAAUGGGAUAUGCUUGAUAGUGUGAAAGUUUUAGGCUGCAAUCCUAAUCAGUAGGGCUGGCUUCUGAGUAGACAUUGCACUAUUAGUAUUCAUAGAAUCAUAGAAUCAUAGAAUCAUAGAGUUGGAAGAGACCACAAGGGCCAUCGAGUCCAACCCCCUGCCAAGCAGGAAACACCAUCAGAGCACUCCUGACAUAUGGUUGUCAAGCCUCUGCUUAAAGACCUCCAAAGAAGGAGACUCCACCACACUCCUUGGCAGCAAAUUCCACUGUCGAACAGCUCUUACUGUCAGGAAGUUCUUCCUAAUGUUUAGGUGGAAUCUUCUUUCUUGUAGUUUGGAUCCAUUGCUCCGUGUCCGCUUCUCUGGAGCAGCAGAGAACAACCUUUCUCCCUCCUCUAUGUGACAUCCUUUUAUAUAUUUGAACAUGGCUAUCAUAUCACCCCUUAACCUCCUCUUCUCCAGGCUAAACAUGCCCAGCUCCCUUAGCUGUUCCUCAUAAGGCGUCGUUGUUUCAGCUGUUCCUUUUCCAUAUGUUCUUCCUGCUUGAAAUCAAGGGCAGAAGAGCAUCUUGAAAAAUAAUUCCCAGCCUCUCUUUUUCUUGCCAAAGUGCAGGGGUUUUUAAACACUGGAGAAGUCAGGCUCUUAUCACUUAGCUUUCUGUGGGUUGUAUCCAAUGUUAGUCAGAGUAGAAGCACUGAAAUUAAUGGACGUGGCUAACUUACAUGAUUAAAAUUAUUGGCCCUGUUUCUGAGUAGAAUUUAAUUGGAUACAACCUUUUGUCUUUUUUUGCACCAUGAACUAGGAACACUCUGUAAUAACAUUGUUGGCAUCUACAGUGGUACCUCGGGUUACAUACGCUUCAGGUUACAUAUGCUUCAGGUUACAGACUCCGCUAACCCAGAAAUAUUACCUCGGGUUAAGAACUUUGCUUCAGGAUGAGAACAGAAAUCAUGAUGCGGCGGCGUAGCGGCAGCAGGAGGCCCCAUUAGCUAAAGUUGUGAUUCAGGUUAAGAAUAGUUUCAGGUUAAGAACAGACUUCCAGAACGAAUUAAGUUCUUAACCUGAGGUUCCACUGUAUCUGCCAAACCUCCAUUGAGGGACAUGGAGUGCGCCCCGGGGGUGAAGUCAAACUGCUGUGCUAGCAGCACCGAAGUGACUUCCCUGGGGUGCAAGCCUGGGCAGUGUGUAUGGAUUUGAAGGGAGCAAUCUCUUAUCAGGGGCUUCCUUAUAGUGAGUCUCACCUAGCACAGGCAGUCACAUCCCACAGGCCUGGACAGAAGUCCCUUGUAGCCCCUUCUACCUGAGAUAAUUUGCAACUGGCAGUGCAGCAAAUAGAGAUGUUUCUGAGUACAGUGGUACCUCCGGUUAUGAACUUAAUUUGUACCGGAGGUCCGUUCUUAAGCCGAAACCGCUCGUAACAUGAGGCACGCUUUUGCUAAUGGUGCCUCCUGCUUCUGUGCUGCCAGCGCGCGACUUCCGCUUGCAUCCCGGGGCAAAGUUCGCAACAAGGGGCAUCUACUUCUGGGUCAGCGGAGCUCGUAACCUGUAGCGUUCGCAAGGAGGACAGUACGUAACACAAGGUUCCACUGUAUGUCACCCUGCCACUAGCCAGCUGAGAGGCCCUUCUAACCAGCUGUGUAAGUCACCUGCCAUCCCAGUCCUCUCCAAUAUGGGCCAUAACAUUACUAAGUCAUUGCAACAGGUUGGCAUGGGCACCAGCCAAUAGGAGACCAUGAUAUUAGCACAACCGUAUUCUAUGCAGUGUUCCAAAAUGCAUCGUUUCCCAGAGUUGAGGGAUUAGGAAUGGAUCCCUCUGUUCCCCUGAAACAGAAACAUGAUUGAGGAAAAUGUUGUUGUGUAAGAGGGAGUCUCAGGACGCAUCUGAAGGUCCGCAGCUUGCUUUAUGUUAACAAUGAAAAAGAAGACUGUUUUAUAUAUUACUAUGUAGAAAAAAGAAAGGCAACUCUGCAGGCAACCUGGUCUUGAUUUUACUGAUUUGUGACUUGUAACAUGAAUUUAUAAUUUCAACUUUGUGACCUGAAACUGUGCUUGUUGCUCUUCACUAGGGGGAGAGAGAGAGAGAGAGAGAGAGAAGGAGAGAGGGUCUGAACAGUAUAAUGAAAGCCUGACAAUCUAUUCUUUAACCAGAAUAAUAGCUGGAAUUCUUCAUGAUUAGAAAUACAGUAUCAACAUAAUCGAUUUAACAACAUUACAUUGUAGCUGAAAAUAGACUGAAAUCCCUAGCCAGGCAUCCACUGUGUCUGAGCGAAACAUCUUUCAUAUGGUUCUAAGAUGAAAUUACCCCUGAAUGAAUAGCAUCUUCAUUUAUCUUCAAAACCUCCUCUGUGUUACCAGUGAGUCUACCCUUCUCACAUUCUGCAGCAGGAAUUACAUUAUACCAUUAUAGCAGCAUUCCAGUGCAGUGUAAAAUAGAUUGUUUUGGAAAAUGAACCUGGCUUUGCAAUAAAUUACAUUUACAGGUACAAAGGAAUUUGUUACUUUGUUUAAAGUAGUCACAAAUACAAUUAAACUCUUAAUUUAUGUUAAACUACAAAUGUGGCUAUUACCAUAACUGGAUUAGGAAUAUAAUCUGUCACUCCAAGUACGAUACUGAACAGUUUUCAUUUAUAAUUGCAGACAGACUUUUCACUUUACAGAGUCUGCUACUGCUUGAUAGGAAAGCUGGAAUAUUUCGUACAUUUGUCCAGGGUUUUUUUUUUUUUAAAUUUUCAGACACGCUUUUCCACCCCAGAUAAAUUGGAGAAUAAUCCCUCAAUUGUCAUUACCCAGCUUCCCCUUUGUUGUGCUUUUCAUGGAGGAGAACAAGAGGAAAAAGCAAAUCCCCUUUUUUUCCUCCCCUGUCAUGCUGGCAUUUUCUGGAGCCACAUUUAAAAUAUUACUCAUUGUGAUUUAACUUGAAUCUAUUUCAAUAUAUUUGUAAGAUCAAUAGUGUGCAGCUUAAAGAAACAAAAAAAAAGCUUGGUACAUGGGCAUCCCAUGUACCCUUGUUCCUUUAGGGUAAAGGUAAAGGUAAAGGGAUCCCUGACCAUUAGAUCCAGUCAUGAACGACUCUGGAGUUGCAGCGCUCAUCUCGCUUUAUUGAUCGAGGGAGCUGGCGUACAGCUUCCGGGUCAGGUGGCCAGCAUGACUAAGCCGCUUCUGGCGAACCAGAGCAGCGCACGGAAAUGCCGUUUACCUUCCCGCCGGAGCGCUACCUAUUAAUCUACUUGCACUUUGACGUGCUUUCGAACUGCUAGGUUGGCAGGAGGAGGGACUGAGCAACGGGAGCUCACCCCGUUGCGGGGAUUCGAACCGCCGACCUUCUGAUCGGCAAGUCCUAGGUUCUGUGGUUUAACCCACAGCGCCACCCGUGUCCCUCCUUUAGGGUAGUGAUGGCCAAACUCGGCCCUCCAGCUGUUUUUGGACUACAAUUCCCAUCAUCCCUGACCACUGGUCCCGUUAGCUAGGGAUGAUGGGAGUUGUAGUCCAAAAACAGCUGGAGGGCCGAGUUUGGCCACCACUGCUUUAGGGGCACAUUCUCUCCUAUCAUUGCCCAACGCAUGUUUGAAUGUUUGUGGAGAUCCUUAUGCUUUGCUACUGUGCAUGAAUCUGUGGACCAGGGCACAAAGGGUGGUUUAGCCAAAGUGCUUCACUGCCACCUUUCUCUUCAUUUGUGUCUCCCUAACGCAGGUGGCACUGUGGGUUAAACCACACAGCCUAGGACUUGCCGAUCAGAAGGUCGGUGGUUUGAAUCCCCAUGACGGGGUGAGCUCCCAUUGCUCAAUCCCUGCUCCUGCCAACCUAGCAGUUCGAAAGCACGUCAAAGUGCAAGUAGAUAAAUAGGUACCGCUCCGGCGGGAAGGUAAACGGCAUUUCCGUCCGCUGCUCUGGUUCGCCAGAAGCGGCUUAGUCAUGCUGGCCACAUGACCCGGAAGCUCCCUCGGCCAAUAAAGCGAGAUGAGCGCCGCAACCCCAGAGUUGGGCAUGACUGGACCUAAUGGUCAGGGGUCCCUUUACCUUUACCUUUAAUUUUCUAUUGUGGCAAAAGAGCCCUCUCUGGGAUUUGAUCCACACGGCGCGACCUAGACAGGACUUUGCUUCAGAUGUGGCUAGCAGAGGCCAGACAGAUGUCUCACAGUCCAGGGUUCCCCAAUCCACAGUUUCAGAUCUUCAUGAUUCUAAUCCAUUUGUAGAGCCAGGAUUUAGCCUUUAGGCAGCUCAGCUGACUAAUGUUAGGGUUCACAGGUGCAUGUCACCUUCCUAUUCUAUAGGCUGAGCAUUGUUCAUUCUUGACCACUGGUGUUGGUGGUGGGAAAAGAGCACAUUUCUCUGUGCUUCAUAAUUUUAAAUGCAUAGUGGGCUGCCCUUUAGUUUGUGGGUAGAGUUGGAUGGGGGGGGAAAAUCACCAUUGUUUGCAAAUAGAUUUAAGCCUGGAAUGAUAGCUAAAAGCAGCAGUGUUUGCACUGGUUGUGUUCUCAUUCAUUCAUUUUAAAGCUGCAGGAAUCAUUACUUCUGAACCAGGAAAUAAAACAAAGUAUGAAACAAUAAGUGAAAGACAGUAAGCGAAAACACACUUCAUGUAAAAAUUUUCUCAUUUUCAGUAUGGUAUAGAGAAAGGGAAUAUAAUUGUUGCCAACAAUUUAUUUGCAUGCUGCUCCUCUGGAUUACGCUCAAAGCAGAUGACCAAAACAGUAUAUAGAAGUGUUAAAAACAAUCUGAAGUAUGUAAAAUAUAUUUCAUUAUAUCGAAAUCCUUACAUGCAAGCUAGCAGAAGCAUAAUAAUUACAAAAUUUCCUAAACAUAUGAAAAGCACUCCUGUCGAAAAUGAGAAUAUCUGCAUUUAGCUAACAAAUUUAUUCACAAAUUCAUCCAAAUCACUAAGGUAUCAGCAAUAAAAAAAUGCAUUAAUUUUGAAGCGUUACAAUUUAAACCAGUUAAACUUACUCAAAGGCCAUUAAAACAGCAGGCUGUCUUGGUUAUGCAAAAGUAAUUGAAUAAAGAAUACAGACCAUCUUCGAUACUAAUGUAUUUGCUGUAACAGCAACUAGAGUAGUAAAAAUGGGGGUUUUGAUGUGCAAAAUGUUGGAACCUCAUACUGACAAGUCCCAUAUUUACCUGCUUUGGCAACCAGCUUUUAGAAAAACCUAUAUUGUAGGUUAAAAUUCCUGAGAAUUUUAAUUUUUUUAAAUUUUGCCUUCAGAUAACCAGUGUAAUCUUUUCAUUUGCUCUGCUUUUAUUUCCAGGCCUUUUUGCAAAUGUGCAACCUGCCAGUCCAGGUGGUUUGUAGGGCAAAUGCUGAAUAUAUGUCCCCAUCUGGUAAGUGCAACACUCAUUUACAUUACACCUGUGGUUGGAAACUAUGGCAACAGUAUCUCAUCACGCAGACCAUGAAUGCAUGUGAGCUUGCAUCUUGUUCUGCUAGAAAGGAAUGAAAAUAAUGUGUUUCUACCUUUUUAUUUGCUUGCAUUAUAACAGUAGGCUUAGGGCCAAGGCAGACAGUUCCAUGUGUUUAAGUACUGAAUGAUUCAAAUCAUAGUGAAUGGGGUUGUGAGAGUCUGAUUUUUAACUUCAAAAGGAGCCCGUGGAGAGCUAGAUAUUGGAAAAACUUAGAAGGGGCCUCUCUGACAAACCAGUACAAGAAGUUAUGGCGGCUAGAAUUUGAUGAAAAACAGGCCAGCCUCUGAAGCUGGCUUGAGAAUUGACAUGCAUGGACCCUUUUGUGGUGAUUUGGUGCAGUUUUAUUACAUUCACAGCUCCAAAUUACUGCAAAGGACUUCACUCUUCCUACCAGCUUUUCUGACUUGUCUGAAUAUCAUUUGCUUCAUCCUUCAUAGACAACCGGAGCUUUGGCAACUGAUUGGAAAUUGACCCUGUUUCUGGACGCAGACUUCAUCUCUUGUAGAGGGCGAUAUAAUGAUAAAAAUUAAUUUAUAGAUGGAGGACCCAUGCGUGAUAUUGUUUAUUAUCAGAGAGGAGUUUCCCAUAUUGCUGGAGUUUUAUUACAGAGCUAGCAGCAUGGAAGUGCCCAGUCCGAGGCAAACAUAGUUGCACACUUGUGUGCAUCGAUUGUAGAAACCAGCUAUGCCAACUGCAACGUCUGAGUUGGGUCUUUAUCAGUUGAGUUGAUUAGAAGUAUUGUAAGAGUGGACUCGAUGAAACAGUGUGCCCAACCCCCUAAAUUUAUCACCUGGGGGUUUUCUUUCCUUGGGACCUGAAAUCAAGAGGGGAGUCUCUGUUGCUAAACAGACUUAACUCAGUAAUGUUCAUUCCUUUCAGUGGGUCUACACUGAGUAAAAAUUACUUGAAUUAUCACCUUUUGGCUGUGAAAGCCUCUUCCCUUUUAUGGGAUUCUGUUCCUGAGGGUUUCAUGGUUGGCUCUGCUUUCGUUCUGUCCAUCUGUUAAGAGCCUUCUGAGAGCACUGAAACGCUGACUCCUGCCGCAGAAACACCAAAAGACCAUUCUUUAUAUAGUAGCUUUGUGGAAGUAAAGUCUGGAUCGAUAAAACCAUUGAGAGGUCUGUAAGCUCAAAAAGACCCUGCAUUCUUUUUGCAAUGCAUGCCAUAGUGCAGAUGCAUCGAUUCUUGUGACUGCUUCUUUGAACCUGAGUAAAGCUCUAUAGACAGCUAGACAGUAUUAACUAUUCAAGGGGCUGUGUUUGCAUGUCAUGCAAAACCAUAUUUUCAAGUUGGCUUGUUUCAAACAAGCCAUAGUUUAAUGUUAGCUACAGUGUCUGCUGAAAGACAAACUGUGGCUAAGCAAAACCAGAAACCAAAAGCUUACUAACUCCUCUGCCUGGGAGGAGCAGGGGGAGCAGACAAGUGCAAGAAUUGCCUGUGUUCAUUCAUGUUGCACCAAACGAGGAGUGGGGAAUAUGAAUAGCACUGGACUCCAAUUCCCAUGAGCCCCAGCCAGCAAGGCCAGUGGUUAAGGAUGAUGGGAGUUGUGGUCUAGCAUUGUUUGGAGGGAACUACUACCCUUGGUUUAGUGUAAUGUGCAAAUGUGACAAUUAUGCCUUUAAAACAUUAAAUCUUCUUUCUUGGCAGCAAUAAAAAAAUAGAACAAGGAACGAAGUCCUUCAGCAAAUACACUGAUUACUGAAGGAGUGUCAGGAUUACAUACUAUCUCAACCUUAGAUAUCUAUGAAGUUCCUUUCUGUGCUCAGUUUUCUCCAGCUGAGCAGCACCAAAGGUUGUACAUGAAAUUAAAGCCAAGCCCUUGUUGGUACAGGAGGGCCAUUUCUGUUUUACAGCUCUCACACUCAGACCAGGGUUCGAAUGCUCCCUCAGCCAUGAAGCUCAGUGGGUGACCUUGGGCCAGUUACCAUCUCUUCGCCAGCCUACCUCACAGGGCUGUUGUGAGGCUGAAACGUGGAGAAGGAGAAGCAUAUACACCACCUUGAGAUCCUUGGAAGAUAAAGGUGGCCUAUAAAUGCAAUAAACAAAAUUAAAAAGUAUAUAAUACACACACCUAAUGGGUGUAGUUCACCUGAUUAAGUGGUGAUACCUCGACAAAACUGACACACAACAAUAUUCAAGGCUAGAAUAUUCAAUUUAACGUGCAAGUAGGAGUUAACAUGAGCAGCAGAUAAUAUUAUAAAUAAUGGAAGAUUAGAGACAAAAAUCAGGAUACGUAGCAAAUCAAGGUUGGCAUUGAAUGCCAUGGAGAGAUGGAUUUGGAAGUCUUAAGGAAAGAGAUAAGUGAUGGACAAUGUAUGAAGUAUGUUUAAAAGUUGUAAAAAAAUGCAAUAAUAAUAAUAAUAAUAAUAAUAAUAAUAAUAAUAAUAAACAACUGACCCACAUUGUGAAAGCUGACCAAGUGUAGAAUCUACUUCAGUGGACGUUUCACUUCCACGCUUGCAACAGAUAUGACAUAGGUGUCCUAGCAGUCUUUGAUCAAUUGUUACUCUACUGAGUCUAAUCGGUUUUGAAAUGCCUUGAAGAAUACACUGACAACUAGUUGACGGAGUCGAAGGGUGGCAGUCAGUUGUCACUGCAGGCUUACAGCACAAAAAUGAGGCAGAUAUAUGGGAAGAUGGGCAGCUCUCGGGUUCAAUUGUGUUCUGUAUCUGAAGACUCUUAAGGUGCGCUGUAGCAAACCCCCCCCCCCCCAUUUCUCUGCUGUGAUUUUGGCACUUAACCAGAAGUAAGUAUGGGAAGCUUUUGCAGGGAGAUGCCCAUCUACUUCUUGUGUAUGUGGCUAAGGGUGUUCAGUCCGGAGUUCCCUGAUUCUGCUUAUCGGGUAUGCAGAGGGUCAGGGUGGGCUGUGCAGAUCACAGGAUGAGUGCGAUGGAGAGCAUCUCGUUGUAAAAGGACACAAAGGGAUUCAGAUAUCCAACACUGAUCCACAUGUUUUAAUUGCUUCCAAGUGUUUGUGUUUCACGGGGCUUUGUAUUUAGGAUGGGAUCAACAAUCACUGCCUGGAACAAAUGCCAGAAGUAUAAUUUCCAUACUAGCUAUAAAGGUGCAGAAGCUUUGGCACAUCCCCACCCCCUUAACAUGGCAUUUGUUGAACUCUUGCUGAUUUCAUCUAGCAACCUCUCAGUUUUAAUUAGAUAAAUGAGUUAAAAGUGUGCUGUUUUUUCUUCUUUCCCUCGCAGGGAAAGUGCCCUUUAUUCACGUAGGAAAUCAAGUUGUUUCUGAACUUGGCCCCAUUGUCCAGUUUGUAAAAGCCAAGGUAAGGUGCAUAUACGAAACCUAUUUUUCCUCAGCAAAUUCUUGUUUUAGCAGUUGGGCUAAUUAAGUUUGUGUUGAUAAAAUUAUCCUGAGAACCAGAGCUCUAGAAGACAGGAUAGCAUCAUUUAUUUUGCAUAGUAAGGCUUCUUCUAAUGGCUCAUAACAAAAAUAAUUUAUUAGCAAGCUUUAGGAAAGGUUCCAGUUUAGCAGAGAGAGGAGGGGAAAGGAGGGAGAGCUUUCCAGGCUCACAUCUGCAGAAGGAUAUUUUUGUAGCUGUUCAUUUAAACUUUUUAACUCUUGAGGGCAAGAUUUGACUCCUCUGUCAUGUCCCUUAUUCUUUUCUCGUCAGCUGAGUAAAACUGGUGCCCUUAAAAUCCAGGACAGAAUCUUUUCUUGGUGCGAAAUAUUGCCUGUGCGAGAGAGACAUUGACAGGGAGAGAUUGUGCGCGUGUGUGUGUAUGAAUAGAAAGUAGGUAACAUGAAAUGCUUUUGUUUUUGUCCUUUCUGUGGACUAGAGGGGCAUGGAUAUAUCAUUCACGUGUGCACCUGUAUUUUUCUGAGUGCUUCCUUCUCAGAAAGAGGUGCCCACAGGUGGUACAGCUUCAGGCAUGCUUAGAGGAAGCUGAUCACUUGGACUCAUCCCAGUCUUUCUCCAGACCUGGUCAUGGCACUGAAACCAUCUUGGUUACCCUGGUUAAUAACAUUAGUUAGGACAGGUAUGCGGGGAGUGUCACCCUGUUCAUUCUCCUUGAGCUUUUGGAGCCUGUUGAUACUAUAGAGAGAGGAAAAAGGGGUUGGGGGUACCGUGUUUCAGUGACUCUCCUUCUACUUCCAUUUCCAGAAAAUCAUUAUAAGGAACUGCUGUUUGGCACCAUGGGAGUUGUCCUGUGGUGUCCUACAGAGUUCCACCUUGUCCUGAAUGCUAUUUAACAUCUGUAUCCUGGUUUCUUACCUAUGGUCCAUUGAUCCCUAGAGGGUCCAUCGAUGGGCAUCAGGGGUCCGUGAGCCAGAUGCAAGAAACAAUAAAAUAAAAUGUUUGAUUUCCUUCCUGUUACUUUGAAGUGCUUUUAUUUCAACUAAUCACAGUCAUUUAAGCGUCUAGUAGACGAGUAUAUGUCUUUGGCGUCUCCUGUCCUUUUUCUGGAGCCUUUUGGCUAAUUCUGUCCCUGUGACCAAAUUUCAUCAUGGUUUAGUCCAGCAGUUACUUGUCUUUCUUUUUAGUUGAGAUACAAUAGGUUGACAAUUCUAUAUAUAUAAAAACUUGAACGCUGCUGUUUUUAUCAAAGGAAUGUGUUGGAAUGUUGUCUGAAUGGGAAAAUUCCUUGAACAAUGGCAGUCUUCCUGUAUGUGUCCGCACAUAUACUAGGCCUUCCAGUCUCCACCUAAAAAUAUUAAUUGGUUUAGGUGGGGUUUUAGCUCUUCCACAUAUUUAUGAAUUAUUCUUCCAACUAUAGCUGCAUUCUGAAGCCCCCCACCAAAAAAAUAUUUUUUGCAAGGUAAUAAUAAUAAUAAUAAUAAUUUAUUAUUUAUACCCUGCCCAUUUGGCUGGGCUUCCCCAUUCAUCAGACAGCCUGGUUCCCUUCCAGUGCUGCAGUUAUUUGAAGAUGGGAGCCUUUGAAGUUCCAGUAGCCCUCCUGAUCCUGCGCUCUUGUCUAGAAGGUUGCUGCAUGUGGGUUCCUGCCAUUUUGGCAGGCCUGGAAGUUGCACUUACUCCUUGGCUUCCACACGCUAGUUCUUACGGAACAGAGAUUCACUUUGUUUGAAUCUUAAAAUUCCACGUAAUCAAUGUUCACGUUGAUUCCUGCUUUCUUUCUUUAGCCCUGUGGAUCAAUGCCGGUUCGUUUUUAUAAGGCACCUGCAUCAUCAUAAUUUACUUAGGUUUAUUUACAAGGAGGCUGUGGUAUUUAGAAAGGCUACUUGGCUUGAAAGCAGAAGCAAAACAGGUGGAUAGUUGGAAAUCCUGCAUACUGGUGUACCUUGCACUUUUCAGCUUUAAAAUACUGCACUUCAAACUAUAGGAUCCAACAUUGCACCAUCAGAUGUGACAGGAUUUCAUUUUGCUUCCCUCUUGUCUUCAACCUCAACUCCCCAACUCCCUGGAUCAGAUUUUGGGGUGCAUGGGGUUUUCAAGGUGGGUGGAGAGAGAUGGGAAGACCUCUUUGAGCAAGCAGAAGUCCAUUGCACAAGCAGGAGACAGUGAUUGGGUAUUGCCCAGUACUUUUUGUAAAUAUAUAAUACUUAUUAUAGAGCUGUAUAUAUACAGUUGUACCUUGGAUCCCGAAUGCCUUGCAAGUCAAACGUUUUGGCUCUCAAACGCUGCAAACCCAGAAGUGAGUGUUCCGGUUUGCAAAAGUUCUUUGGAACCCGAACGUCCGACGUGGUUUGUGAUUGGCUGCAGGAGCUUCCUGCAGCCAAUUGGAAGCCGUGCCUUGGUUUCCAAACGUUUUGGAAGUCGAACGAACUUCCGGAACAGAUUCCGUUCAACUUCCAAGGUACCACUGUAUUAGGAACUUUGCAGUAUUUGUUUCAUUUUUCUGUGAAACGUCAAUUGCCUUUAGGAUCUACAAAGCAGCAUUUUAAUGUGUAACGUUGCAAUGCAGGGAGCUUUUGGAGUGAGCCAGAGCCCUCGACUUGAGUGGGCUUUGGAAAGGACCCAAACGGAUCGUUUUCCCUGCCCUUCCUUUUCUCACCCCCCUCUUUUCUCUCUCUCUCUCCUUGCCUAAGGGCCAUUCACUUAGUGAUGGGUUGGAUGAAGUCCAAAAAGCUGAGAUGAAAGCCUACAUGGAAUUAGUCAAUAAUAUGCUUUUGACAGCAGAGGUAUGGCAAAACACUAGUAAUUUGUCAGUCUUGUGAAAUGAAUGAUAUUGGGGAUUGGAGGGUGGGGUGGGGGGAAAAUAGAAUGCUGUUUUCUUUGUGAUGCUGCAAGCGAGUUCCUACCUACUUUAUUUUUUAAUAAAACACAAGGGUGGGCUUACGGUUCCAGCUAGGUUCAAAAAGCAGCACGCCGCUAAUUUACAUAUUGCAAUCUCAAUUCUGUUUUCUCUGUCAAAUGGGAUUUUGUGCCUGCUCCAUGACAGAACUGGCAACCACCUUUCUGUGUUCUAAAUAUGAUUAUUAAUGGCUUGCUUGGUAGGGAGGGAAGACAAAGCUGCAAGGAAUAAGCUGUCUGUGUAACCUUACAUGUUAUGAAAUUUUAGUAUUCCUUGGUUUUCUAGCUGUAUCUUCAGUGGUGUGAUGAUGCUACAGUCCAGGAGGUGAGUGAUUCUGCAACAUUUAUCUUAAUUAAAUUUUAAUGAGAAAACACUUUUGCUCACAAUUGCAAGUCCCUACUCAUAAAUGAAACAUAGAGGUUUAUACCACUAAUGAUAGCAUAUUUUUUUCACUUUAAUUUUGCUUGCAUACACAUUUUGGGGGGAGCUCUAUGUCAUUACUGGAUACACUGGUUUCAAAGUGAAAAUGUUUUUAAUAUAAUUUUUAAAACUUUUUUUUUUUAGCUGCAAGUUAUAAAUAAUUGCAUAAAAUGGUGUAUGAAAGCAGUGCCGUGGCAAUAAAAGCCACAGCAUCUUUUUUUCUUUGUAAAAGUGACAUUUUUUUCCACUUUAAAGAUUACCCAUCCAAGAUAUGGAUCUCCUUAUCCUUGGCCCUUGAAUCGUAUUCUGGCCUAUCAGAAACAAUGGGAGGUCCGACGUAAAAUGAAAGCUAUUGGCUGGGGCAGCAAGUCGCUUGAUCAGGUCAGUCGGUUAUGCGCCAAACCUGAAUGGUUCCUAUAGUAAUGAAAUAUUAAAAAACAAGGCUUCAAGGACGUGUUGGUUUCUUAGUACAUGUGCACACAUGUGCACACACAUACACAUAUGUAACCCAUAAUCUUAGAACAGUUGCCACAUGAUUAAAGAAAUUUUGUCAAUAAAUCGUAUGAGUUUCAGGCUGCAACCCUAAACAGAAUUCUUCUGAAAUAAUCCACAUUUGAGCACAGUGGGUCUUAACCUCUGAGAGACCUGCAUUGGCUCCCAGUACAUUUCCUAGCACAAUUCAAAGUGUUGGUGCUGACCUUUAAAGCCCUAAAUGGCCUCGGCCCAGUAUACCUGAAGGAGCAUCUCCACCCCCAUCGUUCAGCCCAGACACUGAGGUCCAUCUCUGAGGGCCUUCUGGCGGUUCCCUUGCUGCGAGAAGUGAGGUUACAGAGAACCAGGCAGAGGGUCUUCUCAGGAGUGGCGUCUGCCCUGUGGAAUGCCCUCCCACCAGAUGUCAAGGAAAUAAACAACUAUCUGACUUUUAGAAGACAUCUGAAGGCAGCCCUUUUUGGAGAAGUUUAUAAUGUUUGAUAUUUUAUUCUGUUUUUUAUAUUCUGUUGGGAGUUGCUCAGAGUGGCUGGGGAAACCCAGCCAGAUGAACGGGGUAUGUAUGUAUGAAUGAAUGAAUGAAUGAAUGAAUAAAUAAAUAAAUAAGCAUGCGUAGGAUUGCGCUGCUUAGUCAGCUGAUUUACAUCUGCAUGUAUAUGAAAUGGUUGGGUUGAAUCCAGAGGCGCUUCCUCUUCCAGAUCCGUCCUAAUUAUUCUCAAGAAGGAAGCUUCUUCUGUGCUAGCAAAAAGGAAAAGAAAAGAAAAGAAAGGCCACUCAUUGGAAAUAGAGGUCCCAUCCACACCAUAUGUUGAAAGCACAUUUGUUGUUGUUUAGUCGUUUAGUCGUGUCCGAUUCUUCGUGACCCCAUGGACCAGAGCACGCCAGGCACUCCUGUCUUCCACUGCCUCCUGCAGUUUGGUCAAACUCAUGCUGGUAGCUUCGAGAACACUGUCCAACCAUCUCGUCCUCUGUCGUCCCCUUCUCCUUGUGCCCUCCAUCUUUCCCAACAUCAGGGUCUUUUCCAGGGAGUCUUCUCUUCUCAUGAGGUGGCCAAAGUAUUGGAGCCUCAGCUUCAGGAUCUGUCCUUCCAGGGAGCACUCAGGGCUGAUUUCCUUAAGAAUGGAUGCGUUUGAUCUUCUUGCUGUCCAUGGGACUCUCAAGAGUCUCCUCCAGCACCAUAAUUCAAAAGCAUCAAUUCUUCGGUGAUCAGCCUUCUUUAUGGUCCAGCUCUCACUUCCAUACAUCACUACUGGGAAAACCAUAGCUUUAACUAUACGGACCUUUGUUACCAAGGUGAUGCUGUCUAGGUUUGCCAUCGCCUUUCUCCCAAGGAGCAGGCGUCUUUUAAUUUUGUGACUGCUGGGAAGAAGCACAUGGCUUCUCCCAAAGAAUCCUGCAAAGGAAAUGGGAUUGUCCAUGGGGAUUCCCAUGGUGAUGUCCUCAGUAUCCUCCCCACGGCGUGUCUCAGCUGAAUUAGGAAUUUUGCUUGUUUCCCCUAUUUUAAUAAUUAAAAGCCAUCUAAAGAGCUAGCAUAAAAAUGUGGUUGCGGAGAGACCUGCUCAUGAAGUUCUUCAGUGUGUGCAACUGGGAUCUUUUCUUUCUGGUGGCAGAAGUUGAUCAACUGCCGCUCCCCUCUGGAGUGAAGAGGUUUGGAGAGGGGAGGGCAUCAAAGGGGGAACUGGAAAGUCCCAAUAUGCACAGAGAUGUGACCCUACGUAUUCUGGUUAAAGACUAGCUACAGCUAUAGAAACGUGCCAAUUGUAUUAGUCGUUCCUGUUCGUUCUAUUGUUUCUUUGGUUUGGUUUUUUAUUUUAUUUUACAAAAACAGUGUAUUCUGAGAAAUCCCCAAGAGCUGCUUCAUGCAGUGUUUGUACCAGAAUAAAGAGCGAUUCCCUUCCCUGAACCACAUUGGGCACAAAAACGAAUCUCUGCAUACCUGAAGCUGUUUUGCAUUUCACUUCAGCUUCCACCUGCAACGCUCUUCUAUUUGAAGUCCAAAUUUCUCCGGUAUCUACAAUCUGUUCUAAACAUGCAGCUAGUUUUGUAUGGUCCUGUAGCCACCUGGCAAAAAAAAUAAAAAAUGCAUUCUGCUUUCUUUUUCUGUUUGCCAUUUUAGGUGCUAGAAGACGUAGAUCAGUGUUGCCAAGCCCUUUCUCAAAGGCUUGGAACGCAGCAGUAUUUCUUCAAUAAGAAGUAAGUUGCUUUCAUAUUUAUAUUAAGGAGUUUUUAGUCGUUGACAGUUGUGGAGUGCUUAUUGAGCCAAGGAAGGCAAUCCCUCUCCCCUCCAAAAAAAAACUGCACCUCCUUUCCCAAGUGAAUGGGUGUGUGGAGUCUGUUCUGCCACGUCCUUCCCAUCUUUUCCCCCACCCCACCCUCUCUUAUCUGAGCCACAUCCAACGGCAAGCCAGGCGUUGUUUGCACUGCUGGAACUAGGACUGUGCCUAGGCUGGGGAAAAUACUUUCUUACCCUAUAGCUCUGUGGCAGCCAAUAUGGCGACCCUUCAGAUGUAUAGCUCUCAUCAUCUCUGUUUGCUCUUCUGACUGGGGCUGAGGGGAGCUGGUAGUCCAACAACAUCUAAAGCAGGCUUCCUCGACCUCGGCCCUCCAGAUGUUUUGAGACUACAAUUCCCAUCACCCCUGACCAUUGGUCCUGCUAGCUAGGGAUCAUGGGAGUUGUAGGCCAAAAACAUCUGAAGGGCUGAGGUUGAGGAAGCCUGAUCUAAAGGGUGCCAUAGUUUAUCAGCCCAACACUGGCAGUGUUUACUGCAGAUAGCCCCUGCAAGCCACAAAAGGAAGCUCUGCUGUAUAGCUCUGCGGUAUGUACGGAUAGUUUAAUUUGAGCCCUGCUACUCCCUGGCUUUAGGGACACGGGUGGUGCUGUGGGUUAAACCACAUAACCUAGGACUUGCUGAUCAGAGGGUCGGCGGUUCGAAUCCCCGCGACGGGGUGAGCUCCCGUCGCUCGGUCCCUGCUCCUGCCAACCUAGCAGUUCGAAAGCACGUCAAAGUGGAAGUAGAUAAAUAGGUACCACUCAGGCGGGAAGGUAAACGGUGUUUCCGUGCGCUGCUCUGGUUCGCCAGAAGCGGCUUAAUCAUGUUGGCCACAUGACCCGGAAGCUGUACGCUGGCUUCCUCGGCCAAUAAAGCGAGAUGAGUGCCGCAACCCCAGAGUCAGCCAUGACUGGACCUAAUUGUCAGAGGUCCCUUUACCUUUACCUUUACUCCCUGGCUGGGCUUAGGAUUGCUCUGCCCAUACAUUGGUAGGUUUGAAGUUCAAAUAUUGCUUUCGCGAAUGGUACAGCCGCCUUUUAAAAUGCAAAAAUGAUUCCAGUACUAGGAAGCCCAAGUUACAUUGAUGAUAAAAUGUGACGUGUGUGGAGUAAUCCCGGAGUGGAUGUGCUGUUGCCACUGCUUCCGUUAUUUCCUACGCUGUGGAAUUGCUUUGACAACCAAAUUUGAAGCAAAGAGUAGAAAUGGGUUCAUAUUUUUAUUUUGUGGAUGCCAGAGGAACCAGGAGAGGUAGUAGACAACAUAGGAAGAUGUCUUCUACCAAGUCAGAUCACUGGUCCAUAGAGCUCAGGACUGAUGGCACUGAUUGCUAGUGGUUCUCCAUGGUUUGGGGCAGGAGAAAUUUCCACCCCUACCUUGAAACACCAAGCGCUGGACGUGGGGAUCUUUGAAUGCAAAGUAUAUACACUACUACUGAGCAAUCACCCUUCCCUGAGGGUUGUUGUUGUUGUUAUGAAUCCCCUCCCUGGUGGUGUCUGGUAGAAUUUUGUCCUUUAAAAUGACAGUUCGGCACACUCUGUGGUCUAUAUGUGGAGCUUCUACUGAUGCUUAGUGUGAAAUGCAAUGGUUUAUUUGUCUCUUUUCAGAAUAUUGUUUUCCCCUUUACUCCUAGGCCAACUGAAUUAGAUGCUUUGGUGUUUGGGCACCUGUUUACAAUCCUUACUACCCAGCUGAUCAGUGACGAACUAUCAGAGAAAGUGAAAGGCUAUAGCAACCUCAUUGCAUUUUGCAGAAGAAUAGAGCAGCACUACUUUGAGGGGCGUGACAAAGACAGCUUGGCAACUGUUCCAUCUCCGACGUUGAGGCAGUCAUUGAUGACCUGAAGGUUCUUUGGUGGCAGAAAUUUGGCAAACGGAUCUUUGAUUUGUGCAUUGUUUAAAAGAGACUAGUAACGACUUUGGAAAAUUGGAUGCACUGCACACUUUCUGUUUGAAAACUGCCAAAACUGUUGUAGCCCAAGAGUAUGUCCUUGUGACUAAUUCUACAAACACACAUUACGAUGAAAUAAUUAAGAGUGGGCUUUGUUGUAAUAUUAGCCUGCAUGCUGUUUUAACAUAACUCUAAAGUGUCCUUGAAAAACAACGUUGUAUCAGAAUUCAACAACAAUAAAAUUUAUGACAACUCUGCAAAAA
Podarcis lilfordi (Lilford's wall lizard) is the source of this 41389-nucleotide messenger RNA. The record is from the annotation of a GenBank genome assembly. Lineage: Eukaryota; Metazoa; Chordata; Lepidosauria; Squamata; Lacertidae.